AUGGAAUGUAAUUCGUGUAAAUGCACCGACGAUGGAACCGACAUGGUUUGCACGAAAAAACUCUGCGUUCCGGAAAAUGGAGGAGAACACAAAGAAGGAGAACACAAGGAACAACCGCAGGGUGAUCAACCCAAAGAAGAAACUCAAUCCGUGACCGACGACGAACACAAAGACAAGCCACAGAGCGAUCAAGCCGCAGAAGAAACUCACGCGGAAACCGAAGAACACAAAGAACAAACCGAAGAUGGAAAACCGAAAGAAGGAGGAGAUGACGCUGCAAAGACUGAAACUCACGAAGAUGAAAAAAAAGAAGAAACCGAAGAGAAACCCCACACCGAAACCGAAACCAAAACUGAAGAAAAAACCAAGGAGGCAGAGCACACAGAAGAGCACGUACAAAACGACGAAGCCAAAGCAGAAGACGUAGAAGACAAAAAGGAAGAAACGGAAGAAAAGAAGGAAGAAGCAGAAGAAAAGAAAGAAGAAAAAGCCGAAGACAAAGAUGAAGAUUCGUGCACACCGGGAGAAACAUUUAAAAAACUUUGCAACGAUUGCACGUGCCCACCAACAGGACAUAAAUCGGCAGCCACGUGCACGCUUUUGACAUGCGGUGAAGAAGCUCAUUAA
This is a messenger RNA of Pediculus humanus corporis (human body louse), 627 nucleotides long. Its product is annotated as major latex allergen Hev b, putative. Gene Ontology annotation, molecular function: peptidase inhibitor activity. Lineage: Eukaryota; Metazoa; Arthropoda; Insecta; Psocodea; Pediculidae. The coding region runs from base 1 to 627 and encodes 208 amino acids. The record is from RefSeq and is a predicted model, not a curated record. The transcript has 2 exons.